Messenger RNA from Lycium barbarum (goji berry), 2313 nucleotides. RefSeq names its product serine/threonine-protein phosphatase 2A 65 kDa regulatory subunit A beta isoform-like. Gene Ontology annotation, biological process: protein dephosphorylation. The record is from RefSeq and is a predicted model, not a curated record. Gene Ontology annotation, cellular component: cytoplasm; protein phosphatase type 2A complex. Lineage: Eukaryota; Viridiplantae; Streptophyta; Magnoliopsida; Solanales; Solanaceae. The transcript is spliced from 14 exons. Gene Ontology annotation, molecular function: protein phosphatase regulator activity; protein binding. Bases 192 to 1955 code for a protein of 587 amino acids.
AUAAGAGACCAUAUUUUUUUUUUUUUUGGUCAUUUUCUCCUUUUAUUUCAUUGAGAAAUAACAGUAAUUUACACUAGGUUCAUUUCAAUAGAAAAAAAUAUUCCUCUAUCUUGAAUUGGAGGAAGAUCAAGGCCGUAGAAUCUCUGGUAACCGGCGACACACAUUUCCGCUGUAAGGAAAGCACAAUACACAUGGCAAUGAUUGAUGAGCCAUUGUACCCAAUAGCUGUGCUAAUAGAUGAGCUGAAGAAUGACGACAUUCAAUUGCGGUUGAAUUCUUUUAGGAGGUUAUCUACUAUUGCACGAGCACUCGGUGAGGAAAGAACCAGGAGGGAGUUGAUCCCAUUUUUGAGCGAAAACAAUGACGACGACGAUGAGGUGCUACUUACCAUGGCAGAAGAGUUGGGUGUUUUUAUUCCUGAUGUUGGAGGAGUGGAGCACGCUCAUGUGUUAAUCCCACCUCUGGAAACCCUUUGCACUGUAGAGGAGACCUCUGUGAGGGACAAAGCUGUGGAGUCAUUGUGUAGAAUUGGAUCCCAGAUGAGGGAGAGUGAUUUGCUUGAUUGGUUUGUCCCUCUUGUGAAGAGGCUGGCCCGUGGUGAGUGGUUCACGGCUAGAGUUUCUGCUUGUGGACUGUUUCACAUUGCUUACCCAAGUGCCCCUGAGAUGUUAAAGACAGAGCUCCUGUCCAUAUAUAGCCAGUUGUGUCAAGAUGACAUGCCUAUGGUGAGAAGGUCAGCUGCGACCAACUUGGGGAAGUUUGCUGCUACUAUCGAACCAGCUUACCUCAAGACUGACAUCAUGACAAUAUUUGAGGAUCUUACACAGGAUGAUCAAGAUUCUGUACGCUUACUAGCAGUUGAGGGCUGUGCUGCACUAGGCAAGUUGCUGGAGCCCCAGGAUUGUGUUGCACAUAUUCUUCCUGUCAUUGUCAACUUCUCUCAGGAUAAGUCUUGGCGUGUACGAUAUGUGGUCGCAAACCAGUUGUAUGAGCUCUGUGAAGCUGUAGGACCUGAGCCCACCAGGACGGACUUGGUUCCUGCUUAUGUGCGUUUGCUGCGGGAUAAUGAAGCUGAGGUGCGUAUAGCAGCUGCAGGGAAAGUCACCAAAUUCAGUCGGAUUCUUAAUCCUGAGCUUGCUAUACAGCACAUUCUUCCCUGUGUGAAGGAAUUGUCAUCAGACUCUUCGCAGCAUGUUAGAUCUGCUUUGGCUUCGGUUAUAAUGGGGAUGGCUCCUGUCUUGGGAAAGGAAGCAACCAUUGAACAUCUUCUUCCAAUUUUUCUUUCCCUUCUAAAGGAUGAAUUUCCCGAUGUGCGCCUCAACAUCAUUAGCAAACUUGAUCAAGUCAAUCAGGUGAUUGGAAUUGAUUUAUUAUCCCAAUCUCUGUUGCCAGCUAUUGUUGAGCUGGCAGAGGAUAGGCAUUGGCGAGUUCGUCUGGCUAUAAUAGAAUACAUACCUCUGUUGGCCAGUCAGUUGGGUGUAGGAUUUUUUGAUGAUAAGCUUGGCACCCUUUGCAUGCAUUGGUUACAGGACAAGGUUUGUUCAAUCAGAGACGCUGCAGCUAAUAACUUAAAGCGCCUUGCAGAAGAAUUUGGUCCAGAGUGGGCAAUGCAGCAUAUAGUUCCUCAGGUCUUGGAUGUGAUUAAUAGUUCACAUUAUUUGUACCGGAUGACAAUACUUAGAGCAAUUUCUUUACUUGCACCUGUGAUGGGUUCUGAGAUAACAUGUUCUAAGUUGCUGCCAGUGGUUAUUACGGCCUCAAAGGACAGAGUGCCCAACAUCAAAUUUAAUGUUGCAAAGGUGUUGCAGUCCCUUAUCCCCAUCGUUGACCAAUCAGUAGGGGAGAAAACGAUUCGCCCUAGUUUAGUGGAGCUAGCUGAGGACCCUGACGUCGAUGUUCGUUUUUAUGCGAAUCAAGCACUUCAUUCGAUUGAUAAUGUCAUGGUGUCAAGUUAGAGAUAUUUCCAGAAAUCUGUCGUCAAAUCCUCUUUGGUAGUCUGGGAUUAUGCCCUCACACCAGGAAACAAGAAGGGAAGGCAGAAAGUGAAAUGCAUCUGUUUGAGAUUUGGGAGUCAACUUUUACUAACCUUAGGAUGUGUCAAUCUGAAAUGCUUCUGACAGUAACUCAAGUCUUUAUGUGUAAAUUGGCUGCUAGACUGACUAAUUAGUAUCUUUGUCUUAGACCAUUUAGUUGGCCCAAGUGUCAUGACCAUUCUGUUUUAUGAUCAUUGUCCGGUGUAGAUGAGGUUCUUAUUGGACUUGAUUACAAUCUAAGGUUACCAGUUAUUAUUAUAAUGGAAGUUUGAAAACCAUC